Molecule: messenger RNA, 6216 nt
Organism: Drosophila suzukii
Lineage: Eukaryota; Metazoa; Arthropoda; Insecta; Diptera; Drosophilidae
Source: RefSeq, a predicted model, not a curated record
GGGAAACUCCGACUCCUCGUAGUGCUAGUCCUCCCUUUUACGGGGGAAACCACCGCGUGUCCGUCAGUCGAGCUGAACUCAAAAACAACCGUCAACUAGGCGACUGUCAAAUGCGCCACGUAUCCGGAUUAUCGAUCAAACAGCAGCGACUUUACGCCAAUUUCUGGGUCUCCGUUUUUGGCGCAGACACAUAUUGGAAUUCAAAGGCUGCGGAACGGUAAUCGCAGAGCUGCACUUGCGGCAUUUUCUUGGAGUAGCUAAGUCAGGAUAAUACCAAUAUGGAUGACCGCACCAUAGACUCCAUAUUCUUGGGCUCUCUGGAGUCCCUGCCGCCGGUUAGCUCGAAAAUCGUGCGCAUCUUCACCAGCUCCACGUUCACGGACACCACCAUGGAGCGGAACACACUGAUGGCCAAGUGCUAUCCGCGGAUCAAGGACUACUGUCGCGAGAAGCACGGCCUGGAGUUUCAGGUGGUGGACAUGCGUUGGGGCGUUCGAGAUGAGGCCACCGACGAUCACAUGACCACGGAGCUCUGCAUGCGAGAGAUCAAGAACUGUCAGCGACUCUCGAUGGGACCUAACUUCAUCGUCUUUCUGGGCCAGAAGUACGGCUACCGGCCCAUUCCCACGUACAUUGUGUCCUCCGAGCUGGCCCUAAUCUGCGAGGAGCUGACCUCGAUGGGCGUGGAUCGCAUUCUCGAUUUGUGGUACAAAAAGGACAGCAAUGCGGUGCCACCCAUCUCGGUACUGCAGCCCAUCUCCUCGAUUUUAAUUAAUUUCAACAACAAGCGAGUACCCAAACUGCAGGCGGAGGAUCAGGCAGUGUGGUGGGAUACUCUCAACAAAAUGCAGAAGCUGCUCCGCAAGGCGGCUGCCUCCUUGGGAGCCAGCAACAAAAUGUCUAAGGAGGACGUCCACAACUAUUUCAUGUCGGUGACGGAGCGUGAGGUGAUCAACGGCAUAUUGAACGUGAAAAACACAAAAAACCAUUGGCUGUCCUAUGUGAGGUACAUCAACAACAUAAACCUGCAGAAUCUGAAGAAGGCCUCGCUCUUCGUGGACAUCAUUAAUCGCAGCCUGGAUACGGAGUCGGCCAAGUUGCUAAGUGACCUGAGGGACACAAGGUUGCCGGCCAAGAUCGAGGCCGUCAACGCCCAGAAAUACACGGUGGAGUGGAUCGGACGGGAGGGUCUGGACAUUGAGACGCACGAGGAGUACCUGAAUCAUUUCAUCUCUCACUUCUAUAAGAACGUGGUGAAGCUGGUCGAUAGGGCGAUGCGCAAAGAAGACUCCAGUGCACAGGGGCAGAUAGUAACUGAGAUCCUUCAGCAUCUGCACGCUUGCAACAAUUCGGUCAAGAUAUUCUACGGUCGCGAGGAAAGUUGCGAACGCAUCAAGCGCUACAUGCUGGGGGAUUCAGAUAAGCCACUUGUCCUUUUCGGCGACGGAGGCUGCGGCAAGACACUGCUCUCCAAGAGCGUUGCCCUCGUGGCCACCGAAUGGUUCGCCCACGCGAGGCCGAUCAACGUCAUCCGCUUCCUGGGCACCACGCCGGAUUCCAGUGCCUUGACGGCCACCCUGAUUUCCAUCUGUCAGCAGAUCUCUUACAACUACAUGCUACCCUUCGAGAACAUACCCGAUGAUCUUGUCCCCUUAACAGCACACUUUAAGCAAUUACUAACUUACGCCAGCCCCGCCCAGCCGCUCACCAUCUACCUCGAUUCGGUCGACCAGCUAACGGGCACCCAAGACUCGAACAAGGUAUCCUGGAUACCCACGCGUCUGCCUCCGCACUGUAAGAUCAUAAUAUCGUGCGCCAACGAACCGGCGAAUCCGACGGUUUCGCACGAGUACCAUGUCCUGUGCAAGAUGAUCGACGUGGAGGAGAACUUCAUCGAGGUGAGCCUGGGCGAGGAUUUGGCCAUGAACGUGAUCAAGAUGUGGAUGAAGACGGCUUGCCGGGACUUGAACAACUAUCAGUGGCGCCUGGUGGCCAAUGCCAUUAGCAAGUGCUCCCUGCCGAUCUUUGUAAAGCUCGUCUUCGCCGAGAUCUGCCGAUGGCGAAGCUACACGCGUCAGGAGACGCACCUGGCCAACACGGUGAUGGACUCCAUUAUGCUGCUGUUCGAACGAGUGGAGAAGCAACACGGACGCAUUCUCGUCUUUCACGCCCUGGCCUAUAUAACCGCCUCCAAGUCGGGAUCCGAGAGCGAGCUGGAGGAUCUCAUCUCGCUGGACGACAAGGUGCUGGACGAUGUCUACCAAUACCAUUUGCCACCCACGCGGCGUAUUCCGCCACUUCUGUGGACCCGUAUCCGGAACGAUUGCCCAUAUCUGAGCGAACGCGAGGCGGACGGGGUUAAUGUGAUGAACUGGUAUCACCGGCAGUUCCGGGACACCGCCAAGGAGCGCUACUUCAAGAACAUGAACAUGGCCAUUUACUUUCACUCCAUGAUUGCAGAUUACUAUCUGGGCAUUUGGGGCGGCGGAGUGCCGAAACCAUUUAAGUUCACUGAGAUCCAGCGACACAGGUUUGGAUUGGCGGACAAGGAGGGAUCGGCAGAUCGUAAGGUGCAUCAGCCGUUGGUCUUCAGCAGCAAGGACGGUCUCUCCAAGCGAUACAAUCUGCGCAAGUUUGGUGAGCUGCCCUUUCACUUUGUUCCGCUCCGCCGCUUCAAGGAUCUCUUUGAGCAUGUGCUCUUCAACUACGACUGGCUGCAUGCAAAGCUUUCCAGCUGUCCACUCCAGGCGGUAUUGGCGGAUUUCGAGGAUGCCUCCAGCAACACGGAUGACAAGGAGGCCAAGCGAGAACUGAUGCUGGUGUCGGAUGCCCUGCGUCUGGGUGGCGCCAUCCUGGCCAUCUACCCCAAUAUGCUGGCACCGCAGCUGGUCGGUCGACUUCUGCCCGAGAUUGGUGAACCGAACAUCAAAAUGCUGUUGAGGGCUUGCGGCAGUGGCCCCAAGGACUGCGCCCUCAUUCGUAAUCAUUGUGCACACCCAGGAGGACCUCUCAAGUAUUCUCUGGAGGGUCACCAGUUUGCAGUCUUCGCCUUCUGCCUGACCAGCGAUAUGCGACAUGGUCUCCAUAUCCACCACUUUAUCACCUUUGAUUUGUCCACUUCGGUGACUCGGGACGUGAAUCCCGGCAUCGAGGGCAUUAUGCAGCAAUUGGUGCUUCCGGACAACAAGUGGGCCGCCGCCUACUCCAACAACAACCAGACAGUUCUACUCAACAUGCUCUCCAGCGAGUUUGUGGUGAUCAACAGUCCCUUCGAGGAGUCUCACGGUCCAGUCAGCGGUCUAUAUCUGCUCAAUCAAAAUUUGUUCAUCACCUGCAAGCUCCGAUGGGCUCUUGAUAUGCGCGGUAAUCUGGUUGAUACCUUUGAUGUACCUGGUGAAAAUGAUAGUUGGGAGAUACUGAGUGAGUAUGAUUUGUACAGAUUUUUCACAUCUGCGGAUUACAAUGUGGUUUUCUGGUCGGGCUCCAUCAACGACAUGCGCCUGCGACUGGACUCGUGCCGGGGUGGCCACUACUCCAACUCCCAGCGGCUCUAUAGCGCCAUGGUCCAUGAACAAGGAUCGAACCCGGCCUAUGGCUGUGCCAAGGAAAACUUUGAGGUCUCCGUUUUCGACUUCGUUGAGGAUGAGGCUACCGGAGAGAUCUGCUGGACUUUGGUGGAGAGCCUGCCGCGCUUUGAAAACGACGACAAGGAGAUGCUGCUGCAGUUGCGCAUUGAUCAACACGAUCGUAUGCUUUUGGGUACAGCGGAAGGAUUUGUGAUCUGGGAUUUUGGCAGCAGAAAGGAUGAAACUGAAGGGUCCCGUUUAAGGGAGGGUGCACUGUACCUGGCACUACCUCACGGGGUGCGAAACAUUACCACUCGCAUCAUGCAGUCCAACUCGAUCAUGGUUAGCUAGUUAGAUUAUGCCGUGGCCGGAGUACGCAAGAUGUACGUGUGGUGCCUCCAGUCCGGUCAGCUGGCCAAGGUCCUGGACGCCCACUUUGGGCGCAUUAUCCAGCUGGAACCGUUGACCAUUGGCAACUGGAACAACCUGGUCACCUCUUCCAUCGAUCGGUUCCGUAAAGGUGUGGAACAUCAACACAUCUUUGAGAAAGUCCACGUCGACCGCCACGAAUUGCAAAUCGACGAUAUCAGUUUGUCUGAGGUGGACAUGGCGGUGACCGUCACCCGCAGUUGCGUGGGUGUCUGGGAGACACGAUCCGGUCGCCUACUGGCCAAACUUGCUGACAGUCCUUUGGGCGCCAUUGUAACUCAUGCCGAGAUCACCCCGGAUGGCCGUUACAUCAUCUCCUCGGAGACGGGCAAGUUUCUAGUCUGGAACCGAGUGUCCGAACAGGUUGUUUUCAGGGAUGACCAACCUGGCAUACAGCAGAUCACUCUCAUGGACUACGGCUACAAAGUGCUCAGUUCCGUGCCUAACAUCAAUCAGCGGGACAUCCUGGCAGCAGCUGCUGGCGCAGCAGAUGAAGCCAACCGGCUAACGGCCAUAACAACUAUGCGUUCCGUACCAGAGGGAGCCAUCCUGUUCCGUUUCGACUUCCCCAUACGGAUGAUCACGGGCAUGCCCUUCCGGCAGUCGGUUAUUACGGCCGACAACGCCUACAUCGUGGUGGUCACCGUGGACAAGUCCAACAAGGAUUGCCUGGGAGUCUACAGCGCCACGAAUGGGGCUUUCGUCUCUAAGAUCCUGCUGAAGGGCUGCUCCAUCAAGGAGGUAAUCUCGCUGGUGCCGAUGCCGCACAAGGCCAACCAAGUGGCAGUGAUCAGCAGCGAGAAGGGCAGCGUCAUGGACAUCAAGACGAAGAAGCAUGUUCGCUCUAUCGCCAAGUGGGGAGGAAGCAUCACUCGGGACGGCAAAUGCGGUUUGUAUGCUCCUACCCGGGGAGGACUGGAAAUGUUGGAGCUGCGCAAGGGCACCACGGUGAAGACCUUCAUACCUAAGGUGGCCGAGGGCGUCUUCUCGGUGAUCUGCAUCUUCACGGAGAACGACGAGUAUGUGGCCUACUAUCACAGCGGCCGAAAAACCAUUCGAGUAUUCCGCACGGCGGACACCGAAAUGAUAGCCAACUACCGCUUGCAGGCGGAACUCACGGCUAUCAAGAGCAGCAAAGAUGGACGCGCCAUUGUUUUGGGAACUGUAGACGGCUGUAUGUCCGUGCUGGCCAUCGUGGAUCCCAAAAAGGAGGAGAUGAACGAGUACCUCAACGACUUGCCCUCCCGCGACGAGAACUGGAAGGCUAAGCUGGCCAAGAUGAAGGCCCGGGUGGGCUUCAAGGCUGCCAUUCGGGUUGCCACCAUCUCCUCGCGCUACGCCAAGACCAGCAAGGGCGGUGAGGAUGGCGAGGAGGAGCUGCUCACGGAGAUCACCGAGGACGUGGUGGUGCCAGUGGCCGACUAGCUUCUGGGUUAGUUGAUUUAUAAAUAUAACAUUUAUUUUCGCAUAUAGUUCAUGAGGAUGUUACAAAAAUACGCGGCGUGUCUACUGUGUGUGUUAUCCUGCGUGUACUGCGUGCUUGCGGCAUAGAAAUCAGUGUGUGAAUGUGUGUGCGGAUAAAACUGAAUGGGUCUUAAACUAAACAAUGGUUAGGGGGUAACUGCUAGUUGGUAAAAACUACGGUUAGCUAAUACGAGUAUAAAUUAGAGUUUUUAGCGCGCACUGAGCCCAACGCUUGGCUUGAAACAAUUUGAGGCGUGUUGAGUGUUGAUAGUUGAAAACAUAACCAGACAUAAUAUAAUAAUAACAAGAAUCGAUCCUAGUGGGCGCGUGUUUGCAAAACAAUGACCUUUCAAGUGUACACAAACCUUUAACAUGCUACUGCUUUCACUGAUAAUUUAAACAAAAUAGCGUAGGCAUAAACUAACAAGCUGUCGUCUAAUUAUUGGAACCCGGUCUCAGUCACAGUCGCCACUUCAUUCUCAAUCUCAACUCAGCCAAUCGAAUCUAAUUGAAUCGUAUACGGAACACAACUCAGUGCUAAUACAUAGACCGAUCAAUUGUUAUUAGUAAAAGUACAAUACAUAGUUCUGGAGGAGACAUAGUAAUAGUGUGAUCUGUUAAUUAUUGUUACUGUUGUUAACCUGCUUUCGACACUCACUGCUGCUCCUGUUACUACACAUUAUUACCGUGAAUAUAUAUAUGUGCCGAUUUGUAAGCAUAAAACUAUGUUAAAUAAUAAAUGAUUCCAUGUAGUUUA